GGGCUAUUCCUCUCCAUGUACUUGAUCACCAUCUUUGGAAACCUGCUUAUCGUCUUGGCCAUCAUCACGGACUCUCACCUCCACACACCCAUGUACUUCUUCCUCUCCAACCUGUCCCUCAUCGACAUCUUGUUCUCUUCCACCACCGUCCCCAAGAUGCUGGUGAAUCUCUGGACUCGGAGCCAAGCCGUCCCCUUUGCGGGCUGCCUUGCCAAGAUGUAUGCCUUCCACCUGUUCGGGACCAUGGACAGCUUCCUUCUGGCUGUCAUGGCCAUAGAUCGGCUCGUGGCCAUUGUCCACCCUCUGCGCUACUUGGCCAUCAUGAGCCCCUGUGUGUGUGGGCUGUUGGUGGGGGGGGCCUGGCUGAUCACCAACCUCCAGUCACUCGUGCACACCUGCCUCAUGGCUCAACUGACCUUCUGUGCUGGCUCUGAAAUCCCUCACUUCUUCUGUGACCUCAUGCCCCUGCUGAAGCUCUCCUGCUCAGACACGCACACCAACGAGUUGGUGAUCUUUGCUUUUGGCAUCGUCAUGGGCAUCAGCCCCCUCGCCUGCAUCCUCCUUUCUUAUACCUGCAUCUUCUGGGCAGUCUUCAAGAUCCCUUCUGCUCAGGGCAAGUGGAAAGCCUUCUCCACGUGCAGCUCACACCUCACCAUGGUGUCACUAUUCUAUGGUACCAUCUUUGCGGUGUACCUGCAGCCCGCAUCUUCUGCCUCCUCCCAGAAGGACAAGGCAGCUGUCCUGAUGUGUGGGGUGGUCAUCCCCAUGCUGAACUCCUUUAUCUACAGUUUAAGGAACAAGGACAUGAAGGUGGCCCUGAGGAAGCUGGUCGGCAAAGCAGCCCCCUCUCAGUCCUAG
Camelus dromedarius (Arabian camel) is the source of this 858-nucleotide messenger RNA. Its product is annotated as olfactory receptor 1I1. Gene Ontology annotation, biological process: G protein-coupled receptor signaling pathway. The record is from RefSeq and is a predicted model, not a curated record. Gene Ontology annotation, molecular function: olfactory receptor activity; G protein-coupled receptor activity. Lineage: Eukaryota; Metazoa; Chordata; Mammalia; Artiodactyla; Camelidae. Gene Ontology annotation, cellular component: plasma membrane.